Chrysoperla carnea is the source of this 520-nucleotide messenger RNA. It is a transcript of the gene MagR, whose product is annotated as iron-sulfur cluster assembly 1 homolog, mitochondrial. Gene Ontology annotation, cellular component: mitochondrion; cytoplasm. Lineage: Eukaryota; Metazoa; Arthropoda; Insecta; Neuroptera; Chrysopidae. The record is from RefSeq and is a predicted model, not a curated record. The transcript has a single exon. The coding region runs from base 128 to 520 and encodes 130 amino acids. Gene Ontology annotation, biological process: iron-sulfur cluster assembly. Gene Ontology annotation, molecular function: 2 iron, 2 sulfur cluster binding.
UUCAAAUGAAUAAGAUAUUGUGCCAAUACUUGUAUAAAAUUUUCAGUCAAUAAUAAACUCAUGAAAUACCCAAGAAAUUUUACGCAAUAUUUUCAAGUUAAAAAUAUAUUAAAAAUUAAAACACAAAAUGGCCGCCAAAGCUCUUGGAUCUGCAACUGUGCGUGCUGUUAAAAGUCGUAGAAGUAUACCAACAAGAGCUGCAUUAGUUUUAACAAAUUCAGCUGUAAGUAGAAUAAAAAAUUUAUUAAAUGGCAAACCGGAAUAUGUAGGAUUAAAAAUUGGUGUGAAACAAAGAGGUUGUAAUGGUUUAUCAUAUACAUUAAAUUUUGCUGAAAAAAAGGAUAAAUUGGAUGAGGAAGUUGUCCAAGACGGUGUUCGUGUAUUUAUUGAUAGAAAAGCACAAUUAACAUUAUUAGGUACUGAAAUGGACUUUGUUGAAUCAAAAUUAAGUGCUGAGUUUGUGUUUAAUAAUCCAAAUAUUAAGGGGACUUGUGGAUGUGGAGAAUCAUUUAGUAUUUAA